Messenger RNA from Melozone crissalis (California towhee), 1717 nucleotides. RefSeq names its product spondin-2-like. The transcript has 6 exons. NCBI's taxonomy places the organism in Eukaryota, Metazoa, Chordata, Aves, Passeriformes, Passerellidae. Gene Ontology annotation, cellular component: extracellular matrix. Bases 27 to 1019 code for a protein of 330 amino acids. The record is from RefSeq and is a predicted model, not a curated record. Gene Ontology annotation, biological process: cell adhesion.
CCAGUGCUCCAGAGGAAUAUUUAGCAAUGGAAAACCUGACGUUUGUCUACUGGUCCUGUAAAGUUAUGUGGACAGUUCUUGUGGCAGCGCUGGGUUGUGGCAGCAGCCUGCCCGUGGGGGAGGAUGCUCUCUGCACAGCAGAGGAGCUUGCUAAGUACAGGAUAAUCUUCACAGGGAAAUGGAGCCAGACUGCCUUCCCCAAGCAGUACCCGCUCUACAGGCCCCCAGCUCAGUGGUCAUCCUUGCUGGGUGUUACUCAUAGUUCUGACUACAGCAUGUGGAAAAAAAAUGAAUAUGCCAGCAAUGGUGUACGUGAUUUUGCUGAAAAGGGUGAAGCAUGGGCACUAAUGAAAGAAAUAGAAGAAGCUGGAGAGAAAAUUCAGAGUGUGCACGGAAUCUUCUCUGCUCCUGCAAUUUCCAGUGGUACAGGACAAACCUCAACCGAAUUAGAAGCACAUCCAAGACAUCCCUUAGUUUCGUUCGUUGUACGAAUCGUUCCCAGCCCUGACUGGUUCGUGGGCGUUGACAGCCUAAAUCUCUGUGAGGGAGACCACUGGGUGGAUGAAGUAUCAGUGGAUCUAUUUCCAUAUGAUGCUGGAACUGACAGUGGAUUCACAUUUUCCUCCCCAAACUUUGCCACCAUUCCACAGGACACAGUUACAGAGAUCACUUGUUCCUCUCCAAGUCACCCAGCAAACUCAUUUUAUUAUCCCAAACUCAAAAUUUUGCCACCAAUUGCUCAAGUAACAAUGGUGAAAAUAAAGAAAACCCAGCUAGGUCUUUCUGCACCUUUUAUUAAUCUUCCAGCUAAAAGCAAUGAAAUAAUAGACACUGUCUCAGAAACACCCCUGGACUGUGAGGUUUCGCAAUGGUCCUCCUGGGGGCUCUGCAGAGGGGUCUGCAGGGAAACAGGCACCAAGAUCAGAACUCGCUUUGUUCUUCUUCAGCCUGCCAACAAUGGAAUGCCUUGUCCAGACCUGGAUGAAGAAACAGGAUGUGAACCAGAAAAUUGUGUCUGAAAUAAAGAAAAUAUAAUAAUUAAGAUAAUUUAAAAGUAGGAUAAGUUUAAAUCUGAACUACAUGUCAGUCAAUGUUCUUUAUCAUUUGGAUACGCUGCACUAUUUUGCUGAAAAGCUGCAUUAGAGUGGGUUUGAAAGUUUUUAUUUAAUAUCAAAAUUUUGGGGGGUUAAAUUCCUAAGGUUUAGUAGGACAACAGUACUGGAUAAUUUAAAGAACAAAACCCCCAAAUAAAUCCUUCCUCCAAAUACACUGUAAGUUCUUGGAGUACCCUCUAGUGGCAGAAAAGAAGACAUUUGGGAAGAUCGUACUUCACAUUUUUACUUCACAGAAAAAAUCUUUCAAUCGCAAAGUCUAAGCUAAUAACCUCCUUAAAUAUUGUAAUUUGUUUAUCUACACCUAUUUAUACCUAGAAAAUAGUUUUUCCUUCUAAAUUAUGUUUUUAUAAUUUAUUGGCAUUUUUGUCAUCUUUCUAACCUUGCUUAAUGUGCAUUUCCUCAGAAACUACUUACAAAAGUCAGAGUGACCAGAUGUUUGCAGUGUGGUUAAGACAAUAAUGGAACUGAGUAAACUUGUCUUGAGACUUUUGACUAUAUGAAAAUGUCUUUUUAUUUUUCUUUCUCAAAAGUGAGAAGACAACUGCCAUGAGGACACAGCCAACAAAAUUACUAGAAAAACAUCUGAAGUGUGGAUAGUAGUA